AUGCGAGAUCUUGCGAAUGCCAUGGCGACCUUCAUGAAGAAGUUUAAGAGAAAGCGCAGACUGUCCACCGAGCUACACUCUCGCUGGGGAGACGUUUCGAUCACCUAUCCAACCGAAGGUUCUUGGAACCAGUGGGAUCAACCCUCUGUACUCGUUGCCAAUGCACCACAGAGAGCUUUGCCCACUGCGCAGCACGACCAAGGACAGCGACAUGUCUCGGCUGGCUCAGUUCACGGGCAAAGUCCCAGUUCCUCGAUCAGACGAUCGCGAAGUACUGGCCCAGAGUGUCCACCAUCAUCAUCCUCCCCAUCUUUUCCAACAGGGCAUUUCAACCAAAAUAUCCGGCAUCGCGAUCCAGAAGAGCGCCGUCCAUUCCAAGGUCUGGGCAUCGCCGACCUCCGCCGCGACAGUACACAUGCAUCGAGCAUCAUCAAUGACGAUAGCUCCAGCUCUUCCUGCGACGAAGAUGACGAGUACCGCGACGUCCUAGGUCCCGUGGGAUUAAGCCCUCGCAUCUACGAACUGGGAGAUACGUCGCACACACGCGACAAUACCGAAGACUAUGACAUCCCUGCGAAAUCCCCGCCUCUCUCCGUCACUUCGCGUAUGCGUCGCUGUAGCGUCCAAAGCUGUGCCACAGAGCCUGUGGCUUCUCUCUCGGGUACCAACUCGCGUCGCACCAGCUAUACUGCUGCAUCCUCCAUUUCGGCUCCCUCCAUGCCUCCGUCCACGCCUCGGUAUGCCCAGCAUACUCCGAAACCACUAUUUACCGAGAAGAGAUAUCCGCCUCGUCCAGCGACUCGUGAGCCCGAGCCCGCGACUCGCCAAGAGAUGGUUCCUUCCUAUGACGAGCUCUAUGGCUGA
Penicillium olsonii is the source of this 864-nucleotide messenger RNA. The record is from the annotation of a GenBank genome assembly. Lineage: Eukaryota; Fungi; Ascomycota; Eurotiomycetes; Eurotiales; Aspergillaceae.